AUGCGGCAAGGAGGAGGAGGAGCCUGCAGCUUCAACCAGCCGCCGCCGCUACUGCCGCCGGCGGGAAUCAUUGUGCCAGGGACGACGACGACGACGUUACUGCCGGAGCAGCCAGUAGUUGAUGAUCAUCUCCCAGCUGCUGCUGCUGCUCCUCCAUCGGAGGAAGAGAUGGCGGCGUGGCUGUAUCCGAUCGUCGGUGGCCACCAAGUCGCCGCCGGCGGGUGGCUGUCGCCGGAGGCUGGGGAUGACCGGCGAGCCGCACCGCCGGCGCCGGAGAAGAAACAGAUGGACAACAUGCCGGCGGUGGCAUCGCCGACGAUGAACAAGGACGAAGCAAGCGACGACUCCGGCGAGAGGAAGAAGAAGAAGAAGAAGGCAUCAUCAGCGGCAGGAAAAGCAAGCAGGCAUCGCCACGCUGCAGGAGCUCACAACCUUACAGAAAAAAGGCGGAGGUUCAAGAUAACUGAGAGGUUCAGGACGCUGCAACGUCUCGUCCCAGGAUGCGAUAAUAAGUCGAACCAGGCGUCAACGCUGGACCAGACAAUCCAGUACAUGAAGUCGCUGCAGCACCAGCUCGAGGCCACGUCCGCCGUCGGCUCGCCGGCGGCGGCGGUUCUGUACCCCGCCGCCGUGCACCCGCAGUCGUACAUGCAUCCACCGGCGCCGCCGCCACCGGUGGCCGGAGCGGCGGCGCCGGUCACGAUGGCGCCGAUGCCUGCCGGGAUGGUUCUUGCUGCUGCUCCUCCGGGGGCGGCGCCGCCGCCCGGCCCUCCGGCGACGAUGAUGCCGUUCGGAGCUAUGCUCCCUUACCCUCCCUACCCGGAGUACUUGCAAGUUGCAACUGCUGGAAUAGCUUACUUCAACGCCGGGGAGAAGAAGGUGGAGCGCGCUGUUCAUCAUUCCCUCGAGGUUGGGAUUGGAAUUCGGUGA
This is a messenger RNA of Oryza sativa Japonica Group (Japanese rice), 930 nucleotides long. RefSeq names its product transcription factor APG. Gene Ontology annotation, molecular function: protein dimerization activity. Gene Ontology annotation, cellular component: nucleus. The record is from RefSeq and is a predicted model, not a curated record. NCBI's taxonomy places the organism in Eukaryota, Viridiplantae, Streptophyta, Magnoliopsida, Poales, Poaceae.